AUGCUUAAAGGCAGUUUCCAUCCCAGUGGAUACAUGCGUCACGACACUUACGCGCGGCUGCCCCCGGUGGAUGUCAGCACGGUAACCACAUCACUUCACCGAUCUGAACCACUUCGGUACCUGAGCAGCAGCCUGUGUAGUUGCGCUGUACGUGCUAUUUCGGGAAGGAAUAGAUGCGUGGAAUUCCACAUAUUUCCAUACACCAUCACGUUAGCCGUCCUCACCGCCUGGCUCAUCCUAGCUUCCGUCUUGUCCAUCUCCACCGGUCUUUCUCUGGCGAAAGCCCUCGGUCUCCCACCGGCCACACCCAACCGCGACUUCCGCCUGGACUAUCUGCUGCGUUUCGCUGCCCUGGUCAGCACCCUGUCCAUUCUAGUGGGCACGGCCGCCUUCCUCCACGGGCUCAUCUUAUUACUGCAAAUGACCCACCAGUCGCUGGCCCGCGAUGAUACCGAAGAGUUCAUCGAACAGAUGGACUCCAUGGGCCUGUAUGAUGUGGCCGAAGCGGUCCAGAAUCAGACCAAGAAGAACAGGCAAGUAGCCGGGUCAUCCAGUACCGCCGUUGGGCUUGUCGCCUUCCUUAUCAACAUGGUCGCCUUGUCGGUGGUGUGGAAAUCGAGGAGAACGGCGUGGGAUGAGCGCCGGAACCGUGGGGAGGAUAUCGGGGUCAGCGUGAUUGGGAUGCCCGACAAUGUUCCGCCACCGCCUACAUAUGCCACGGCAAUAGCCAGUAGUGGAGCGGAAACGCCGGUAUAUCCGAUGCCCGAGCCUCCACCUCGAUACACCGCCUCGUGAUUUUUUUUAUAUACACGCAGUAAUGUACUGAUGUAUUUAAAAUGAGGCCAACAAAUCUGCAACCAUGAAGCUAUACUUACCUAGCUAACUUAACCAUUUAUUUAGGGGAUCAAUCGUAAAAAUGACUUCCUUAUGGGAUACAAAUUAUAUUGUGAUUUUUUAUAUGAGAUUAAUAUUUUUAUUUGCUUAUCGAAAUCUUUGGAAUUUCUGUAUGUACAGUCACACAAUGAAGCUUAUUUCUGAAGAAUGCAUGUCACAGGCCUAAAAGCUAUAAAAUUACU
Paramacrobiotus metropolitanus is the source of this 1076-nucleotide messenger RNA. RefSeq lists its product as uncharacterized. The record is from RefSeq and is a predicted model, not a curated record. NCBI's taxonomy places the organism in Eukaryota, Metazoa, Tardigrada, Eutardigrada, Parachela, Macrobiotidae. Bases 1 to 795 code for a protein of 264 amino acids. The transcript has 4 exons.